Perca flavescens (yellow perch) is the source of this 878-nucleotide messenger RNA. RefSeq names its product protein phosphatase 1F-like. The transcript is spliced from 2 exons. Bases 169 to 423 code for a protein of 84 amino acids. The record is from RefSeq and is a predicted model, not a curated record. NCBI's taxonomy places the organism in Eukaryota, Metazoa, Chordata, Actinopteri, Perciformes, Percidae.
UGUGUCACCUUUUUCAGCCCUUCUGAGUUUGCAGGUGACUUUGACCAGAAGCCCUAUGUGUCUGGAGAUGCAGACUGCUCAACAACCCAGCUGUGCGGAGACGAGGACUAUGUGCUGCUGGCGUGUGAUGGCUUUUUUGAUGCAGUCAAACCUUCAGAGGUCCCUCAUAUGGUCUUGGAUGCACUCCAUCUGUCUUGUGACCCCGAGGGCAGGGCAGACGCUCUGCUGGAACAGUCUGAGGACACUGCUGGACUGAGAGUCGCUCAACAGUUGGUAGGUCACGCUGACGCAGCCGGUUCUAGUGAUAACAUCACAGUGAUGCUGGUGUUUCUGCGACCACCGCAGCAGCUGCUGGCUCAAAACUCCAGUACAGGACCUGCACAAGCUACUCAAGACUCUUUGCAAGAUGCACCACAGCAGUAAAGAAGGAGGUUUGCUGCCCCAACAUUACUGUGCCAAGCUACUGCCUGACUCAGCAUUUUCUUUUUCAUUCCCAAGCUGUCAGACAUCCUGCAGACUGACAAAGCUCAUUUAACCUAACAAAACACAUGAACAUAGCAGGCUUUAGUCCCAUUAUGUCACUGCUUUGGAGGAAAAGUGUUGAUUCAACUGUAUUUAAAAAGAUCAUUGGAAAAGGUUUGUUAGAUUAUGCAGGGCUAGUGAGCUGUGGUGGGUGUGCCCCUCCUGAGUCCCUUGAAUGCGUCCUCCUGCUGUGUCAAUUAGUUUGUGAUUAUUUGAAUGUUAAAGGAUAAACCCCAUUGUGUGUGUGUGUGUGUGUGUGUUUAAGUGAUUUCUCCCAAUGCCUUGAAAAUGCCUUUUUUCUGUGCUGUGUUUCAGUGGUUACUUAAAUUUUUCUAGUAGCUAUUGUCAACUUUAGU